Aspergillus vadensis CBS 113365 is the source of this 1440-nucleotide messenger RNA. Its product is annotated as phosphotransferase family protein. The transcript has 3 exons. NCBI's taxonomy places the organism in Eukaryota, Fungi, Ascomycota, Eurotiomycetes, Eurotiales, Aspergillaceae. The record is from RefSeq and is a predicted model, not a curated record. Bases 1 to 1440 code for a protein of 479 amino acids.
AUGGCUCCCCAAAUGAGCUAUGACGAUGUGGCAUGGGAGCAGUCGGACGAAAUCUCGGACACUUGGGUCAAUAAAUUUCUUAACGUCGAGGUGAAGAAAGACAUUGCAAAUUUCAUCCUGACACAUGAUUCCGGCGACGACCCCGAAUUCAGUAUCAUCGGGAAAGGCUCGUUUAACAUCAUCUUGCAAAUGAAGUACACGCAAAGGGCGACUGAUAUUCGCUUUUCGCAACCUGGAGCGAUCAUUUUCCCCGAGGAGAAAACGAGAAACGAAAUUGCUUUGAUGCGAUACCUGUCAAAUCGGACAUCAAUCCCAAUCCCUUCUGUUCUUCACUCUGGGACACGAGAUGAGAGUCCACUCGGACUCAGCCCUUUUAUUAUGAUGAGCCACAUUGAACACACGACAAACAUGUAUACUGCAUUGAAUGCACCCAGCUGUCCGGUGGAGAAGCGAGGGUAUCUUAAUCCAGACAUCAAUGAAGAGGAUCUUUGGAAGCUCUACGCCGAACAAGCAAAGAUUCUUCUCGAGCUUGCCAAGCCAAAAUUCAGCUUGAUAGGGUCGCUUGUGCAGGUAGAUGACUGUACCUGGGAAAUAACCAGUCGUCCGUUAACAAUGAACAUGAACGAGCUCGUUCGCUUGGGAACAUUGCCUCGCUCACAGCUUCCACCACCCGAUGCCACUUUCAAGACUACGUCUUCGUACAUUGAAGCGUUAGCACAGCUUAACAUCCAACAUUUGAUUCAUCAAAGAAAUGAUGCAGUCGAAUCCGCAGACGACUGUCGGCGGAAGUAUAUUGCAAGGCAACUGUUCUACAAACUUGCCAAGGAAAGGAGACUCUUCAGCGCACGGCAUGAGCAUGGACCAUUCAGGCUCUGGUGUGAUGAUCUCCGACCAGGCAAUAUUCUCCUAAAUGACGAUGAACGAGUGACUGGUGUGGUGGACUGGGAGUUUACCUAUGCAGCACCGGUCGAGUUCUCAUUCGCACCUCCGUGGUGGCUUCUGAUCGAAAAUCCAGACGAAUGGUCUGAAGGAAUUGAGGACUGGAAACGGAUAUUUGAUCAACGUCUCAAGACAUUUCUCUCGGCAUUACGGCACUGUGAGGAUGCCGAGGGUCUGCCUAGUGAGCUUCGACUGUCGGCUGAAAUGGAAAAGAGUUGGGAGACCGGCGACUUCUGGGUUGUGUAUGCUGUUUUGCAUAGCUUUGCGUUUGAUGCGAUUUACUGGUUGGAGAUUGACAGACGGUAUUAUGGAGCCAUCAAGACUGACGAUGUAAGUGAGGCAUGGAAAGAAAGGGUACAGCUCUUGAAUGAAAGCCAAAGAGUGAAGAAGCUUGCCGAGAUGAAAAAUAGGGUAUUGGCAUGGGACCCAGAUGAGUAUACUGAAGAAUAUUACCAGAUACUGAAGAGGAAGAGACAAGAAGAUGCGAGUGAACAGGCUUAG